CAAACUUCUCACCAUCAACAACCACAAGCUCCAACCCAAGACGCCUGCUUCUAGAAUAGGUCAACAAUCCUUGAAUCUGCAGUCAACUCUAUCAUACCAUACUAGACGAUUUACUCUUCCGACUUUUGGCAAACACCACCGCUCGCAGCUCUCAAACAAUCGCAGUCAUGGCUCUGGUUCCUUCCGCCACUCUUUCCGUCGCCCAAUACAGAUCCUCGGCCCAGAAGAUCGCAAGCAAUGACUCUCCUAGGGUCAUUGGAUGGCUGACGAAGAACCACACGGACGACAUGCCUUGGGUCGUGCGGGUCAAGUCGGAGUUCUACCAAGUCAUCAUGGACGCCUUUCCCAACUACCUGCAGUUCAUCAGCACAUCGCGCGACCACGGCGCGGUCAACGGAGUCGCAAUGCUUUCGACUUCUCACGAGGUCCACACCGAGGGAGGUUUGAGCCGCCCGCAAGUUCUGUACCGAGUCACCCACAGAGGCCAGCCCAACAACGGUAUCAAGUCCAGACUGAAGCGCGGAAGCGAUCCCAUCUUCCUGCAGCUGCAUCUCCAGAAGCACCUAAACGUGCGAUGCCGAGAACGAAGCCCUUUCCUAUCGGCUACUCCUGAUAGAGUCAAGGCGCUCGAACUAGCCGCCAAGCAAGCUGCCAAGGGCAUCCCAGGCGUUCAGGUCAUCGAGUUCAAGACAAGCGGCCCAGGCUGGGACCAUAACACCCAGAGACUCUGGGGUGCCAGGUCCUUGCUUCUGCAGUUUGGCCUGGACACCGCGCCCAGAUUUGACAAGGAGUACCUUGUGGAGCACUCCAUCCCUGAGGAGAGCAUCGUCAGUCGCCUCGACUGGAAGCAGGACAAACAGAAGCUUGAUCCUUGGGGCCAUUACAUGAGAAAGGCCGUCAGGGAUUUCAGACGCAAUAAAGGAAACCAGGAGCGCGCGAAGGAGGAGAAGAACGAGGCAGCGGCGGAGAAGCGCAAGGCCGGCGACCUGGGCGAGCUCGAGCCUGAGCCCAAGAAGAGAAAGACUGGAAAGUGGGUUAAAGUCGGCAUCAAGGUGGGCCGCAACACUGGCGCGUGA
This is a messenger RNA of Colletotrichum navitas, 1076 nucleotides long. RefSeq lists its product as uncharacterized. The record is from RefSeq and is a predicted model, not a curated record. The transcript has 2 exons. Lineage: Eukaryota; Fungi; Ascomycota; Sordariomycetes; Glomerellales; Glomerellaceae. Bases 168 to 1076 code for a protein of 302 amino acids.